Molecule: messenger RNA, 3032 nt
Organism: Sarcophilus harrisii (Tasmanian devil)
Lineage: Eukaryota; Metazoa; Chordata; Mammalia; Dasyuromorphia; Dasyuridae
Gene: B4GALNT2
Product: beta-1,4-N-acetyl-galactosaminyltransferase 2
Exons: 10
Coding region: 198-1721 (507 amino acids)
Biological process (GO): UDP-N-acetylgalactosamine metabolic process; UDP-N-acetylglucosamine metabolic process
Cellular component (GO): Golgi membrane
Molecular function (GO): hexosyltransferase activity
Source: RefSeq, a predicted model, not a curated record
GUGCAUGUUUUCCAGAUGAAUAGAAUAUUCACUAUUUUUUUCCUGUGCCAAGUAUUUUUAUUCAUGUGUUUGACUUAGGCUGUGAAUUCACUGAGGACUGUGAUAGCUUCUUUAUUAUUUACAUUGCUCAGACCCAGUGCAAUUAAUUAGAUACUUAGUCCAAGUUCUGUGAGUAGAAGAUGAAUCUAUAAGGUAAGAUGUUGUUUCUUUCUUUCAACAGUUGGAGAUGCCAGAAACAAUGGAUCCAUCUCAAAUGGCUACUGGUGUUUUCCUUUUUGUUGGUUAGUGGUCUUGUCUUACACUUCUUCAGAAAUCAACAGGAAUAUCUACCUAAGUCCAACUUUCCAGCUCCUCUUGUCUUGAAGUUAUUGCCCCAGGAGGAAAUCAGGAAACUCUUUAACUAUGAUGGACUCUGGUUGUUCCCCCAAAGGCAAUGCCAAUGUGAAAAGCAAUCAGGGAACUAUAUCUUUCAAGACUCCUACAACAAGAGUGAACUUGAGGCAGUGAAAGUCAGGAGAAAAGCAGAAUUUGAACACUUCCAAAGGAGAGAAGGGUUACCUCACCCUCCACCACUGCUGGUCCAGCCAAACAUCCCUUUUGGGUACCCCAUCUAUGGGGUGGAGGUGAUGCCCUUUCACACAAUUCUGAUCCCAGGCCUGCAGUUUAAUGGAAUCAAAGUACCAUUGUACAAGGUCACCCUGAAAGCCUUAUUAGGGACCUUGAACACUCUUUCUGAUACCCCAGACAAUGAAGUGCUGGGUAGAGGAGAAAAGCAUCUGACCAUAUUGACCACUUCCCAAAAUCGCCUGAAUUUCAUCCUGCAGCAUUUGACGUACACAAGCACUGUCUACCAGUCAGGAGCUGUGGACAUUGUGAGUAUUGAGUUUGGGGGCUCAGUGGCUAAGUUUCCUGUGAAUAUUAACCAGCCUAUCAUCCCCAAGUUGUUUGACCCUGGACCAGAGAGAAAACUCAAGAAUCUGGUGACCAUUGCUACUAAGACUUUCCUCCGUCCCCACAAACUCCAGAUUUUACUUAAGAGUAUCCGAGAAUUUUACCCAGAUGUGACUGUGAUUGUGGCUGAUGACAGUGAAAAGCCAGAGAAGAUCAAUGACAAUUAUGUGGAGCAUUAUAUCAUGCCCUUUGGAAAGGGUUGGUUUGCUGGCAGGAAUUUGGCUGUGUCUCAAGUCAGCACAAAAUAUGUCCUGUGGGUGGAUGAUGACUUUCUUUUCACAAAAACAACCAAGAUUGAGGCACUGGUAGAUGUCCUAGAGAAAACAGAAAUGGAUGUGGUUGGCGGAAGUGUGUCUGGGAAUGUGUUCCAGUUUAAGCUACUGAUGGAACAAGGUGAAGAUGGGAACUGUAUGCACAAGAGGGCAGGCUAUUUCCAGACCCUCGAUGGCUUCCCCAGCUGUGUGGUAACCAGUGGUGUUGUGAAUUUCUUCCUGGCUCAUACAGAGAGCCUCCAAAAAGUUGGAUUCGAUCCCCGACUGCAAAGAGUGGCUCACACAGAGUUUUUCAUCGAUGGACUAGGGAGUCUUCGUGUUGCAUCAUGCUCAAAUGUGAUUGUGAGUCAUCAGUUUCACGUCCAAGCUUCUGACCCAAAUCAAGUUGCCCUGGAAAAAACUUACAAGCAAUUUCGAACUAAUACUCAGGAUCAGAUCAAGUUCAAGUUGUCUCUCCACUACUUUAAGAAUCAUCUCCACUGCUACACUCAGGCUUGAGGUUAUGGAUAAUGUGGAAUGGACUGAUGAGACUGUUCCGUGUACUUUACCCCCAUUUAAUAGGAGAGAGGGUAUAGAACGGACUGAUCAGUAGUGAAAUAACACAAAUGGCCCACAUUGACUGCUAGAAAAAUGGACUAAUUAAUUUAAAAAAAAAAAAAAAAAGGAGCCAUAGAAUUGGUGAUUUGGUAGGAAGGGCAAUUGGAUUAAGAUCAAUCAUUCAUUAGGAUUAUGAAUCUACCAGUGGUCAAGGUAACAUAGAAUAUGACAAUAAUAAUCUUGAUAAUAAAGAUUAAUCUUUAAUAUUUAUAAAGUUUUUUUAUCCACAGAAAUCCCAUAAGGUAUACAGUAUUACCAUCCCAUUUUAUACAGGGGAAAGAAUAGGAUCAAAUUUGCUCAAAGCCACAAUUAUCUUUUCUAUGAUUUGAACCACAACAGACUUGUUGAUAGAAUUCUUGACAUUUCAACCAUAAUACUUCAAUACCAGUAAUUCAUAAUAGAAGUUCCAAGAAUUCUUUUCUAGAAACUAUGGAAUAACUGUAAUAGAAUAUUAGUGGAUAUCUGCUACAUGGCCCAUGUUUUAACAUGCCAAUAACCCAAUUAUGUUGGCAUAGAAGUAGAUAUAAUAUUUAUUGAGCAUAAUUUGAGAUGCUACAAUAAUUUUAUAUUAUAAACACAAUUUUUUCAUAUUUGAAUAAUGUUUCAAGCAAUGGCUUCUUCUUCAAAGGAUAUUAGUAAUUUUACGCAUAUUCUUAGAAAAUCAGCUGAAAGUUUUCAAUGAUCCCAAGCCCAGAUGUGGUUUUAAUACAAAAUCACUUUGAUUUUCCAAGAUGCCAUUUCCAAAAUAAAGUGGCAGAAUGCUCUUAGCACAGGAAGCUAUUCUGUUUUUUGCAAUUCUGAAUAAGAGAACUGAGGAAGGAAUUUGCUAACAAUGGGGGAUGAUCGUUGAUCAAAAUUUGGACUUGGUAUAGUGGUAGUAGAAGAAUUCUCCAUUUGUCAUCCAGAUCACCUGCCUCAAAGGCCUUAAUCUUUUCCACGUUUCAUGGGCUUAUCUGGUAAUAAGAUGAAGCCUAUAGAUUUCUUUUCAGGUUAAUGUUUUUAGAUACAUAAAAGAAAAUAUGUAGGAUUAUAAAGAAAAGCUAUCAUACUGGUGAAGAGAGUGGUCAGUAACAAAAUAUUUUUGAGGAGGGACAGGAUGAAAGGAGAGAAUAAAUGGAGGAAAUGCAGUUAGCAAGAGUAACUGUAAAAAUUUGAAGCAAGUUUCUCUGAUAAGGGCUUAUUUCUCAAACAUAAAGAGAACUGAGUCAAAUU